UCAGAGGAAUUACGUAACAAUGUUUUCUGCUGUGUGGAAUAGGUGAAGGUUGAAUUUUCAUAACCUGUUUAAUGUUAUUGCUACACGUGCAAGUUGCUGAAGUGGGUUGGAAUUCUAGCUCCUGAACUAUAAGUGUUUAUUCAGUUACUGCGUAUGCAAGAAGAGGGACGCUUUAUUAAGCAGUUCUUCAACCGUAACAGGUUUACUUCUCCAUGUAGAUACGUGUAAUUCUUCCAUCCCAGGCUGAAUAACAUCAGUGAAGACAACAUGGAAAAUAUUGAUGGAGAUGAUGAGUUCCAAGAUGCCUAUGAAACUCCACCUAUGUCCAGUAGCAUGGACUUGGAGUCUGCCCUAAAUGAAGCUAGAAUAGCUGUAAAUUAUUUUUUCAAUAACAAGUUUGAUGAGGCACGAAGAACGCUGGAACCUUGGGCAAACAGCAGCAUGUAUCAUGCUGUUGGGCACAGUGUGUUCACAUUUUUGGAGGCUAUGCUGACCUUUGAACACCAACACAUUGAGAAAGCAUCAGAAGCGUUGAAACAGUGUAUGGCAGUGUGUAAUAGGUAUCGCAGGAAGAAUACUAUAACUGAAUCAAUUGGAAAGAUGGUGAAGAAACCUAAUUAUGAUUUAUACACAGCAGAAGAGGUCCAUGCUGAAUUAUGUUACGCAGAAGCUUUACUGCUGAAGUCAUUGCUUACAUUUGUAGAAGAUGAAACAUUAGUUAGUUUUAUCAAAGCAGGCAUUAAAAUAAGAUCCUGUUAUAACUCAUACAAAGAGUGUGCAAACAUUCUGCAUACUAGAAAGUGGAAUAGUGAAUCCUAUAAAGUUCAUUUUGAGAGUGGUGUUCGUAUGGGAAUUGGAGCCUUUAAUUUGAUGAUAUCUCUACUGCCUGCUCGUGUAAUUAAGCUCCUAGAGUUCAUCGGAUUUUCAGGUAACAAGGAAGUAGGCCUCAGGGAACUGCAGGCUGGGUACCAGCUGCAUAACAGUAUUCGCCAAGUUUUGUGUGUCAUGACACUCUUAGGAUAUCACCUAAUUGUACUCUAUGUACUGAGCCAUACUGAUGGAGACCUCGAUUUUUGUGAUGAGAUUUUGAGUACACAACUCAAGAUGUAUCCUGAAGGAGCUUGGUUCCUCUUCUUCAAAGGUCGACUUGAGUUUAUGAAGGCAAAUAUUGAUGAUGCUAUAAAAUGGUACAUUUCUUCGUGGAAAUCCCAAAAUAUGUGGGUGCAGUUUCAUCAUAUGUGUUUCUGGGAACUGAUGUGGACAAACAGUGUUAAACAGAACUGGCAUGAAGCUAGCGAAUUUGCUGGACGAUUGUUUGAAGAAAGUAAAUGGUCAAAAACUAUUUAUGCUUAUCAAAAAGCUGCAAUGUUGUGUAUGCUAGGUGAUGACCUCACUGAUGAUGAACAGACUGAAAUUGAAUAUCUUAUGAGGCAUGCACCUCAAUGGAAGCAGAGGAUAGCUGGAAAAUCAUUGCCAAUGGAGAAGUUUGCAGUCAAAAAGUCGGAACGCUAUUUUUCUCAAGGGAAAAGCUUGGUUCUUCCAGGUUAUGAACUAAUGUAUGUGUGGAACCUGUUCAAACAAAUUGGGAAAAAAUGGGAAAUGUUAGAUUCAGUGUAUAAACGAGUUGAAAAAGUACUCAGAAAGUUGGAAUCAACACGUGAAGAAGGCGAAUAUCAUGCAGACAACAAAGCAUUAGUUUUAUUGUUGAAAGGAACAUGUUUGCGACUGAUGAAUACCCCACUUCAAGCAGAGGAAUCCCUAAAUAUUGUGCUUUCAUUGGAGAAAAAAAUAAAAGAAGAUCUUUAUCUUAUACCGUAUGCUAUGGUUGAACUGGCACUACUGUACAGGAGUCAAAAUGAUCUCUCUAGAGCAGCCCAAUUAUUGGAAGAUGCAAAGAAGAACUAUACUGGGUAUUCUCUGGAGUCACGCCUUCAUUUCAAGAUACAUUCUUUCCAGUCUGAGUUGAACACGAGGAAAUCAUCAGAUGAGACUACUUCAGAACUUUCUAGUCAGUAGUUGAUGACAAAUUUAUGUUUCUAAAAAUGUGUGCAAUUACCUUGACCAAACCAGUAAAACACAAUUUUCUUUCUAACUUCAGUAAAUGUAAUCUCUGGGGUUUUUGAUCUCAAAAGACGUGAAAACUAUUUUGUCAUUACUGGUUUUUGUACUGGGUAAGAUAUAUACAUUCCAAUUUUUUUUACAUGCUUAAUGCUGUGAUCCAAUUGUUGAACACUUUAUUGUCUUGAAGAAAUUGUUUUAAAGAAUGUUUUUGUUUAUUUAAAUAUUGUUAAUGUUUUAGAAGUUUUAAUAUUUUUGACAAAAUAUUUCAUGAUCAUUCUUCCAUUUUAUCUUGCAGUCAAAUAGUUACUCUUCACACAAGUUGAAGUAUCUAGUUACGACGUUGUUAAACAACAAAUGAUCUACUUGAGUCUUACAUUGAGAAGUCAGAAAAUUGUGUGUUUGUACUUCCAUACUUUUCAUACAGGCCCCGCUCGAUGCCGCCCCCCCCCCCCCUCCCCCUCCCCGCCCCCCUCUCUCUCUCUCUCUCUCUCUCUCUGUCUCACACACAAACACACACACACACACACACACACACACACACACACACACA
This is a messenger RNA of Schistocerca serialis cubense, 2611 nucleotides long. Its product is annotated as tetratricopeptide repeat protein 39B-like. Gene Ontology annotation, molecular function: protein binding. The transcript is spliced from 15 exons. Bases 268 to 2016 code for a protein of 582 amino acids. The record is from RefSeq and is a predicted model, not a curated record. NCBI's taxonomy places the organism in Eukaryota, Metazoa, Arthropoda, Insecta, Orthoptera, Acrididae.